Trichoderma asperellum CBS 433.97 is the source of this 1950-nucleotide messenger RNA. RefSeq lists its product as uncharacterized. Gene Ontology annotation, cellular component: plasma membrane. The record is from RefSeq and is a predicted model, not a curated record. Lineage: Eukaryota; Fungi; Ascomycota; Sordariomycetes; Hypocreales; Hypocreaceae. Gene Ontology annotation, molecular function: ferric-chelate reductase activity. Gene Ontology annotation, biological process: iron ion transport; intracellular iron ion homeostasis; copper ion import.
UAAUCGUGCCGCGUAAUACCAAACAAAACUCUUCCCCCAAAAAGGGUCACAAUGGGCUGGCCAUACCACUUCCUGACCCUCUCCCAGGAACAAAUCCUCCUCCGCCGCCACACCAUCGACUAUUAUGCCAGCGUAGCCCAUUACUCAGCCUUGUCCCCAGCAGUGGUCUUCAUCCUCCUCCGCCUCAUCCAGCGUGCUGCGCGACCCAUACGCCGUCUUGGGGGGUAUGAUGAUAUUGAUGACCGUGGCCAGUAUGCUCAUGUCCCUGGGACGCCUACCCUCAAGGCUCAGCAUAAUAGUACGCUCGGCACGUUAGCGGCACGGUGGAGGGCCGUGCGGUGGUGGUUUGGCGACGAUGUCGUCUUCUUGGGUGUAAGUUGGGGACAGAGAGAUGAGUGGCUGCUGGGGCUUGGUUGGAUGAGCUGGUUACUCGUUCUCUGUGUUUUGGGGACCGGAGAAGACUACCUUCACUUCACCAAGCGCUUCGGCAGCAUUGCAAUCUCACAACUCCCCAUCCAGUACCUCCUCGCCCUCAAAGCGCUCAACCCUUACGCCUACGCCUUCAACUCGUCUCAUGAGCACAUCAACCGCUAUCACCGCGUCCUCGGCCGCGUCACAUACACUCUCGUCAUCUGUCACGUCAUCCUGUACAACAUCUUCUUCAUCUUGUCCGGCAUCUGGCUCAAGCGCUUCUUCGCGCCAGUCGUCUUCUGCGGAGUUGUGGCCAUGCUUGGCUUUGACGGUUUGAUUGGUACUGCGCUACGCCGUGUGAGGAAUUACUCGUAUCGCAUCUUCUUCAUCACACAUCUGGGCGUUGCUUUGCUCGCUCCCGUGCUGCUCUUUUUCCAUGCUCAUUCCGCCCGCCUAUACGCUGCCGAGAGCAUUAUUGUAUUCCUUGUGGAUCUCGCGGUUCGAAGAGCAGGCAUAACGCAUGCAGCGUCGACAUUCGAGGCAAUCCCAGGAACAAACCUCAUCAAAAUCUCCGCUCCCAUGCCCUCCCAUAAGAUUGAAGAGUUCCGCUCCCGACCAGGCUCUCACAUAUAUCUCAGUCUCCCCCCUAAAGGUAGAACCACAAAGCACCCUGCCUCCAAGUCGUUCAUGUUCGACUUUCUUUUCAACCCAUUCACGGUUGCUUCCGCUAGCGAAGACAGCCAAAGCAUCACACUAGUCGCUAGGAAGCGAGCUGGCCCCAUGACGGAUAUCCUCUCACAAUUUGCCUCCUCGACUUCGUCUCUCUCCUCUGAGAGCGACAACAAAAUCACACUCGCCAUAGAAGGUCCCCAUGGUGCUGUAGGCAAGCACUUUCAACAUCUUCUCACCUGGGGCGCCUCCCGCAUCCUCCUUAUUGCUGGUGGCGUAGGAGCAACUUUCAUCAUUCCGCUGUAUCACGCUCUCCAGCGAGAGCUCCCAUUAGCUCACGCCCAGUUCAUCUGGGCCAUCCGCUCGGCUGGCGACGCCACUUGGGCCUCAACUGACAAUGGCUUCGAGAAAUCCCUCCUUGAUGAUGAUAAUGUUCAUCUCUAUCUCACGGAGAAUAUCAAUAUCUUUCAUAACGAUGACCAUAGCCACGAUGGAUCUAUUGAGCUCGGAAACAUGAGCAGAGCGUCGUCGCGCCAACAGCGUUCCGCCGCAAGCAGCCACAACAGCAGGCGUCCCAAUAUUCAAAAGAUUAUAGAUGGCGUAUUCUGCCACAGUGUAGAUGAAAAGGUUGCCAUCCUAGUCUGCGGCCCAGAGGAAAUGAGCAGGGAGGUACGACGGCGGAUAGGGCCGUGGGCGAGAAAAGGCCGUGAAGUGUGGUGGCAUAAUGAAAGCUUUGGGUGGUAACGACGUUGUUCUAUUAGAAGUGCGGUUGAUGUGUAUAUAGAUAUAGACAAAUUUGUUAAACGUAGAUAAACGAGCAACGAAUAUCAAACGAUGUUAUUGGAUAAUUAUUCAGAUGGCAGAGAACAU